UGUGCUGAAAAUAAAGAAUGACGGUGUGCUGAUGCCUAAGUUGGAUUUUUCCAUCAUUUUGCAUCACUCAAUGCCAUUAAACCCUGGACAUGAUAACAAAAGUUUGUGCCUGUACAUUGUUCCAAGAGGAGACCACAGUAUCUGGAUCGGUGGUAGUGUUGAAGCGCACGAAACUGAUCUGACAGAUGUUGACAUGAGCCAUGAAAUUCCUAGAAAAAUGCUUGACAACGCCAAGGCUUUGUUUCCUCCACUGCGAGCAUUUGAUUAUAAAGAUGUGGAACAAGUUAUUGCCGGACUACGCCCAGCUCGUAAGGAUGAGAUCCGUAAKGAGAUCGACCCUGAAUGUCCAGCAUUAAUUCAUAACUAUGGACAUGCUGGGAGCGGGAUUUAUCUUUCUUGGGGCUCUGCAGUGGACACAGCAAACUUGGCUGAUAAGGCGGUUUGCAUUUUUUCUAAACUUUAAUAAAAGAGAUGAUAAAGCAUUAUAACUAGGAUAACAACAAUAACUGUGAAGAUUAUCACAAUAAUCUUUGCUUGAGGACACAUUUCAUGUUGAUCUGACAUGUACUUGGUCAUUAGUUCCUGAGCCCCAGGGACUUUUAAUUGUUUGUUUGAACUCCAUUGAUUAUUUUUUGGCCGUUCUCGGCUCACUAGUUAUCAGUUUUUACUAAUACAACUGGAUUAAUUUUCCAAGACAACUCUCUAUUGAUUUAUAUCGUUAGUCAAAAGGAAAUGCCUAGCAUGGGACCUAGAGUCCCGCUCGCACUUUCCUCUUUGGGUAGCAUGUUGAUUCUGUAAUUUUCCUUCCUGAUUGAUACCCAAUAAAAGUUGUAAACUAGUGACGAUCAAAAUCACAAUCACAAUCUUGAUCUUAUUGUUGAUAUCAAUGAAAUGCUUAUUAAACAUCAUUAGUGAUAACAUCAUG
Molecule: messenger RNA, 925 nt
Organism: Actinia tenebrosa (Australian red waratah sea anemone)
Lineage: Eukaryota; Metazoa; Cnidaria; Anthozoa; Actiniaria; Actiniidae
Product: D-amino-acid oxidase-like
Biological process (GO): D-amino acid catabolic process
Cellular component (GO): cytoplasm
Molecular function (GO): D-amino-acid oxidase activity; FAD binding
Source: RefSeq, a predicted model, not a curated record